Molecule: messenger RNA, 690 nt
Organism: Ostreobium quekettii
Lineage: Eukaryota; Viridiplantae; Chlorophyta; Ulvophyceae; Bryopsidales; Ostreobiaceae
Source: the annotation of a GenBank genome assembly
AUGUCGGACCGAUACCCAGGCAUAGCCUACCCCCGCACGGAUGGCACGGAAUACCGAGCCCAGCCCUCUCCUCACUUGCAGGCCCCCACGGGGUUUACACAAAGGCCGGCGUACCAUUUGGAGACCAGCCAGCAGGCAUAUUCCAGAACUCACAGCCUUCCAGCAGCCCAGACCCAGGCAGCACAGAACAAAUUCCCGCAGGUUUUGUACCGGUCCCAGACAAACGUGACAGUCCAUCCGACAGAUGGGCCCCACCACCAUGCUCUGCCUCCCCAGGCUGGAGGAUGGCCGGGGUACGAAGGUGAGAAAAUACAGGAGCGGUACGGCAGCGAACCUCUACCGGUGGCUUCGGAAGCGCAAACGGGAUACCCGGGAGUCGCAGGUGCUGGGCUGGGGUAUCCACAGAUAUCCGUCUGCGUGGACCAGCACAUGGAAUGCCGCAAGCGGGCCUCUCAAGUCUCUCAGACCAAGCCAGAGCUUGAUCCAACGGUUAGGCCUGACACACCGAAGCCUGUACCUCCCGAGAGUGGAAAGUAUGAGGCAGAGAAUCGGGCGAGGAAGAAGUGGGGUCAAGUAACGCAGUCUGGCCCAACAGAGGGAGGCAGCGGAGAGGGUGAGUGCAGGCAUGUUGUUGGCAUAGCCUUCAACACCCAAUUGAGCCUGUCUGCAUUGCUACCAGUGCUUUGUUAG